Molecule: messenger RNA, 7994 nt
Organism: Polychytrium aggregatum
Lineage: Eukaryota; Fungi; Chytridiomycota; Chytridiomycetes; Polychytriales
Product: ankyrin repeat-containing domain protein
Exons: 10
Coding region: 92-7813 (2573 amino acids)
Biological process (GO): signal transduction
Molecular function (GO): protein binding
Source: RefSeq, a predicted model, not a curated record
CCUCGUCGCUCGGACGCUUCCUUCCCUCUUCACCCUUAUCCCAUCACUCCCCGGGGCCAACUGCCGCUGCCCGGUUCCGCUUCUCUCUGGGAUGCCCAGUUUUAUGUCUUGGUUUGACUCGUCCACUCCUGAGGCGGGCAAGCCCCUCGACGACUCGGCCGCUGGCCUGCUUGGUCGUCUCCUCAGCCUCGAGGAAGUCCGCUACAUCCACGAAGUCGAAAGGGAUGCCCGCUUUCUGCAGCAGUACGAGGCCACCCGCGCUUCGCUCGGCAGAAUCGAGGGUCUCCUCACCGAGUUCGUCCAGGCCGCCAGGGCUCGUCCAGCCACCGGCCCUAUCGUCGACUCCUUCCCCGCCCCGGUCGGUAUCCCAGUUGCCCCUGUCGUUGCAACCCAGAGUCGAGACAUUGGUUCCCAGCAAGCCGAGUCAGUGGAGCCUCCCGUUGCCGACGAAGCUCACGACUCCCAGCCGAAAGGUGUCGAGCCUGCCGCUCCGGUCGCCCAGCCUCCUACCAAGACCGAUGCCGAUGCCGACGACCACGACCACGACGCCGCCGAUCCGGCCCAACCGCCUCGUGACAAGGUCUUCAUCAGCUACUGCUGGAAGAACAGCAAGGCCCAGGUGGAAAAGGAUGUCCAGGAGACCCGAGGCUCCGAGCAGUUGAUCAAGCUGGCUGGAUUAUUCGAUCCCAGAGACCUUGCACGCGAUAUCACGAGCACGGGCAAGUACCGUGCCUGGCUCGACAUCAACGAACUGGGCAUCGGUCGCCAGGGCGAGCUGUUCGAAAACCUCGCUCACGCCUUGGUCAAUGAAGCUGCCAUCGUCGUUGCCCACAUUUCAGAUGAAUACGCCGCCAGCAAAAACUGCAAACGCGAGUUUCAGUUCGCCUCCAACCACAACAUCGAAAUCAUCCCUGUUAUCGUGGGUGCAACGGACGCAAUGAAGAAGGAAGUCUACUCAGGCUCCAACGCACCUAAGGACCCUAAACUCCCGUCGUGGCGCGACAGUGGCAUUGGUAUCCAGAUCUGCAACGAUCUUUAUAAGGAUGCCGUCGUCGACAAGCCCGAGGUCGCCGCCAACCGCCGCAACGAGCUCAUCGGAAUCAUCCACGAAAAGAUGGACAAGAUCAUGUCUGAGCGCCGCCGUCUCGAGGCCAACAAGAAGAAGACCUUCCAGGAGUUCAAUACCCUCUGGGAAGCCGCCGAAGUCGGCGACAUCCGCGCUCUGCAGUUCAUCGUCGGCCGCAGCCCCGACUUCAACAUCAACGAGUCCAACCCUGUCAAUGACAUGACCGCCCUUCACUACGCUGCCAAAAGCAACAACAAAGAGAUUUGCGAGUACCUGAUCCGCUUCCGCGCCAAGGUCAACCUGCGAACCAACGAAGGCAAGACUGCCAUGUUCUUGGCUGCCGAGCAGGGCCACGUCGACAUUGUCAACUUCCUCCUCAGCAAAGACGCCGACCCCGACAUUCCCGACAACUCCAGCAACACGCCCUUCUCGGUCGCCUGCCAGAACCCGCACAUUGAAGUUGCCAAGGCCCUCCUGGCCAACCCAAUGCUCAACAUCAGCGUCCGCAACAACCUCAACGAGAUGGCCAUUCAUCAUGCCUGCGCGUCUGGAGAGACCGAGAUCGUCCAGAUCCUGCUCGACCGCGGCUGCUCGCUCUACGCCAAAACUUCGACGUCGAUGACCCCGCUCCUCUGCGCCGUCGCCGAGGGACACGUCGACAUUGUCAAGCUCCUGGUCGAGCGCGGCGCCAGCCUCAAGGACCAGGAUAACAACGGUUACACUCCUCUCAUGCUAGCUGCCUUUGAAGGCCAGCUCAAGGUUGUCGAGUACCUGACCAGCAUCGGCUGCACCGUGGUCCAGGGCUUCGCCACCAACCAGGACACGGCUCUGCAUCUGGCUGCCGAUGCCGGCCACCUCGACAUUGUCAAGUUCCUGCUCGACCAUGACCGGUCGCUCGUUGAUCUUUCGGGCGAGUCUGGCUAUACCCCUGUCAUGACUGCGGCACGAACCAGCGGCCAUGUCGAUAUCGUCCGCACCUUGAUCAGCGACUACAACGCCGAUCUCGAAAAGCUCAACACCUACGGCGAGACCACCCUCCUUCGCACCCUGUACUCCAACCCCGACGUCGAGACCCUCACCGUCCUCUUGGAUGCUGGUGCCAAUGUCCACGCCAUCGACAACACGAUGUGGGAUGCUGCGCUCUGCGCUUGCCUCGAUCCCAAUAUCGAGGUCUUUAAGCUCAUCCUGGCCCGUGGCGCCAGUCUCCGGGGCAUCAACACCAAUGGCUACACCGUGUUCAACUACAGUCCCGCCCACAACAACUUCUCUGCCGAGCUGGCCAAGCUGCUGAUCGAGCAUCUGCGCCGCGAGCCCACCCUGCCUCCAGAGGAACAGAGCCCUUACACCGCCUCGAUCGAUGCUCUCCUCAACCUUUCCGCCUGCCGGAACAAGCCUCCGCUCCUGGACACUCUCGCCGCCGGAAACCUCAGCGUCAGUGAGGAGUUCAUCAACGCCGGUGCUCGUCUCGAUGUGACCGACGACGACUUCCAGUCGGCCUUCCUUGCUGCCUGCAAGGGCGGCAAUCUCGAGGCCGUCAAGCUCGUGCUCAGCAAGGGUGGCGACUGCAACGCCAUCAACGGGAGCGGCUCCAACGGGCUGCUGGAGGCCUGCAGCAACACCGAUUCCGAUCCCGUCGACCUUGUGCGCUAUCUCCUCGAGCAGGUCUAUCCGCACUACGGCUCUGGCGACUUCAAGCCCGAGAUCUUGGUCAACCGCAUCAACUACGAUGGCGAUGCCCCGCUGCACAGUGCCGCCCGCAGCCUCGGCAAGAACACCGUCCGCUACCUGCUCACCAAGGGUGCCAAUCCCAACCAGAUCAACAGCUCCGGCCAGACCCCCCUGACGCUCGUCACCCAGCGCGACUACUCGUGGGGCUCUUCGGACGACGACUCAGAGGAGGCCAACGCCAGCGUCAACGCGGCCCUCGAGAUUGUCAAACAUCUGCUGAAUGCCGGCGCCAACAUCAACCACGAGCUGCCGGAUGGAUCGACGCCGCUGCUGACUGCGCUCGGAUCGGGCCUGGACAAGGUCGCCAUCCACCUCAUGGACCACGGGGCCGCGCUCGACGCCGUCGACAACCAGGGCAACGAUGCCUUCAUGAAUGCCUGCUCCGGCUCCUCUGUCGCGACGAUGCAAAAGGUCCUUGAAUCUGGCGCGAAGCGAUGGUCUGUCAGCACCCUCCGGCUUAUGACGCCUCUCCACAUCGCGGUCGAUUCCGGUGACAUUGACACCGUCAAAUACGUCGUCGAGAACUGCCUCGAAGGCGACGCCGAGGCCCGCAGCAAGCUCAUCAACCUGCAAGACACGUAUGGAGAUACGCCUCUGACGUCGGCUGUCUCGUCCAGCUACUGGGACAUUGCCCUGUAUCUCGUCGAGAACGGGGCCGAUGUCGAACACAAGAACGCCCUUGCGUUGCAUGAGGCCGCACGCAGCGGAGAGUUGAAGCUGGUCUCGGCCAUUCUGGAGAGACGCAAGGACUGCAUCGACCGGCGCGACAACACCGCGUCGACGCCACUCUUGACGGCCGCCACCGCAGGAGUCUUGGAGGUGGUCAAACUGCUGGUCGAGGCCGGGGCCGACACGACCGUGCGUGAUCAGGACCAGAGCGACCUUUUCCUCUGCGCCUGCACCAGCGGCAACCUGGCCGUGGUCCGCUACUGUGCCGACAAGUCGGCUGACCUGUACCGCUGCACGGUUUCGGACCGCUCUGCCGUCCACAUCGCCGUGGCCGCCAACGACGCCAGCAUCGUCGAGUUUGUCACCGAAAAGCUGGCCAAGGACAACCCUGACCAGCUCAAGAAGCUCUUGGAUCAGCUUUCCGACGACGACCGCACGCCGCUGCUCCAGGCUUGCGCCGACGACAUGCCUGAUGCCGUCUUCCAUCUGCUGAAGCACGGCGCCGACCCCAACAGGGACAACUCGUCCGGCACUACGCCGCUGAUGAUGGCUGCUCAGUGCGGUAGCCUCCGCACCGUCGAGCGGCUCCUCAAGAACCCCGCCGUCGACAUUGACGUCAAGUCCGACGAAGGCUUCACCGCCCUGCACUACGCCAUCACCAGCAACAACGUCGACAUCUUUGUCAAGCUCUUUGAGGUGACGUCGCGCCCGAUCGAAAUUGAGGAGCGCACCCACAUCCUGACCUCGGCGUAUUCCAGCGGCAGCCUCCAGCUGGUCGAGCUCAUCGUGAGCAAGGAGCUCGACCCUUGGAUCCGCGACAGCGACGGCAACGGUAGUCUGGCCCUCGCCGCCCAGAGCAACUCCCUGGACCUGGUGCAGUACCUGCUCAAACGCGACAAGUCGCCCAAGGACCUGGUUCAGGAGACCAACGCCAGCGGCAUGACGCCGCUCAUGGUAGCGUGCCAGGCGAACGUCUCUGCUUCGAUCGCUCGUGCUCUCGUCGAAGCCGGCGCGGAUGUUAAUGCGACCGAUGACAACGGCAACACCCCACUUUUCCACGCCGUCUGUGCCCAAGCCUCCAUCAGCUUGAUCCGCUACCUCGUCAACGAAGCGCACGCCAACGUGCACGCCACCAACAACUCCAAGUCCACGCCGUGCCUCGAGGCCGUCAGUUAUGGCUAUGACGCAGCCGUUGUCUUUUUCCUCCACAAGGGCGCCGACGUCACCGUCCAAGACAAUGAGGGACACAGCAUGCUGGUAUACGCCUGCAGCAGCGGCAACCUCGGCCUGGUCAAGAUCCUGCUGGACCACGGCGCCCCGCUCGACCGCCUCUACACCAACGGCUACCACAGCAUCAUGGCCGUGGCCGAGACCCCGCGUCUGGAUCUGCUCAAGCUGCUGCUGUCGCACGAGGCUGCUCGUCCCUUGCUCACAAAGACGGACGCCAACAACCUGUCGCCGGUAAUCAAGGCAUCGGCUCAGUACGGCGGCAUGGCUGUCGUCGACUACCUGCUGUCGCAGGGCGCCAACCCGAACGACAGCGACACCGACGGCACCACUGUGCUCAUCUAUGCCACCCAGAAGAAGUGUCUCCCGCUCGUCCAGAAGCUCGUGAAGACCUACAACGUCGACAUCGAUGCCAAGGACAGCUAUGGAAACACGGCCCUGAUCCACGCCAUCCAGAACAACGAUCUGCUGAUCAUCCAGCUCCUGGUCGAGAGCGGCGCCAAUAUCCAGGUCCGCAACCUCGCCGGCGACGAUCCGCUCAUCACCGCCUGCCGCAGCGCCAGUCUGGCCGUGGUCAAGUUCCUGGUCGGAAGCGGCGUGCAGCUCGACGCCAAGAACAUUGACUCCGAGACCGCCCUGCUGAUUGCCGUCCGCGAGAACCAGCCCAAGGCAGCGUCGUUCCUGCUGGGCCUGGACCGGCCCGAGCUCGACUCUGUCAUCGACGGCAGCGACCGCCAGGGCAACACCCCGCUCUUCCAUACCAUCAUCAACACCAACCCGAGUCUGUACAAGCUCCUGCGCAGCAAGGGCGCCAAGCUCGACGUGCUGAGCAGCGAUGGCACAAGCAUGCUGAUCCAAGCGGUCCGGGCCAACUCGAUGGAGAUGAUCGACAUGAUUCUCGAGGACCCCGACUGCACCAACCUCAACCACCACAACAACGACGGCACCACGGCCCUCCUUGCCGCCGCCAACCUGUCUCAGCCCAACGAGCCUCUGAUCCGCCGCCUGAUCGAGAAGGGCGCUGACAUCCAUGCCCUCGACAACGACAAGCGCGGGCUGUUCUACUGGACCAGCGCCACGGGCAUCGUCUCACUCAUCAAGAUCGCCGUCGAUGCCGGUGUCGAUGUCACCCAGCGAGCGGACGCGGGCAUCACGGGCCUGCACAUGGCCGUGCAGUCCGGAAACCUUCAGGCGGUGCAGUACCUCCUCGGCAUCGACAAGGUGCGCGAAACCAUCAACGUUGCCGACGACAACGGCUCCACCGCCCUGAUCUUUGCCGCCAGCAGUCUCCCUGCCGCCGUCGAUGUGCUCCUGGAGAGCGGUGCCGAUGUCAAUGCCGUCACCUCGGCGGGCCGCACGCCCCUGAUGAUGGCCUGUGAGUCGCAGCUCCGCCUGGGCUUCAACAGCAUCCUCCGCGACAGCCGCACGGACGUCAACCACCGUGACGAGAACGGCGACAGCGCCUUGCUGAUUGCCGCCACCUGCAAGACACACAACUACUGCGAGGCCCUCCUGGAGCGCGGCGCCGAGAUCGAUAUCCGCAACAACAGCGGCAACACCGUGUUCCUGAACGCCGUCUCGUCCGGCACGAUCGAGCUGAUCCAGCUGGUCGUUGAGCGAGGCGCGCGUGUCACCGACGUGAACGAGCAGGGCGAGACCGGCCUGCUCAUCGCCGUGGGCUCGGGCAACCUGGAUGUGCUCCGGUAUGUCCUCGAGCACUGCACCAAGCACGACGCCGGGCUGAUCGACCAGGCCGACCAUGAAGGCACCACGCCGCUCAUGUCGGCCGCGGCCAACGGCAACCUGGGCGUCGUCAAGUUCCUGCUGGAGAAGGGUGCCAACGCCGGUCUGGUCAACUCCCAAGGCAAGACGGCCCUGAUGAUUGCCUGCCAGAACGGCGAGCGCGACAUUGCCGAAGUCCUCUGCCCCACGAGCAAGUCUGUGAUCGACCACUUUGACGCCAGCAACCAGUCGGCCCUCUUCUCGGCCAUCAGCGUCUCGGACCUGGGCCUGGUCAGGCUGCUUGUGACCAACGGCGCCUCGCUCGAGGCUCAGGACGCUACCGGGGUCAACCCGUUUAUGCAUGCCUGCAGCCUCGGCAACCUCUCGGUUGUGAUGUACCUCGCCAAGACCAACCCCGCCAGCGCCAACAGCAAGGUGGUCAGCCCGGAGGGCGAGACGGCUCUCCUGCGCGCUGUCAAGAACAAAUCGCUCGAUGUUGCCCAGUAUCUCAUCGACAUUGCCAGCGACGACGACCUCGCCAACCUGGUGAACCAGGGCGACCAGCACGGCGUCACGCCCUUGCUCAGUGCCGCCCAGGACGGCAGCGCCUACUUUGCCACGCUCCUGCUGGACAAGGGUGCCGACAUCAACCACGUCGACGACCAGAACGAGUCCGCGCUGCUGAAGAGUGCCGCGGCCGACUCCCUCGACAUCGUCAAGGUGCUGCUCGAGCGUGGCAUCGCCGAUAUCCACGCCCGAUCGUCCGCCACGGGCAUGACGCCCCUGUUUGCGGCCGUCUCGAGCGGCAGCUUCCACACAAUGCAUAUUUUGGUCGAGCGUGGGGCCACCAUCGACGACGUCGACAAGGACGGCAACAACCUCUUCAUGACCGCCAUCGGCUCCAACACCAUCCGGAUGGUCGAGGAAGUUGCCAAGCUGGGUGCACCCCUCAACCAACCAAACAACCUCGGCGAGACCUGCCUGAUGAAGGCCGUGGCGACCAACAUCCCGGCGAUUGUCGAGUUUGUCCUCAAGACCGUCGAGGGUCUGGAUGUGAACCACAAGACCGAGGAUGGCCGAUGCGCCAUGACCAUCGCCAAGGAGAACGAGGACGAAGCCAUCAUCGAGAUGCUGCGCGCCUUUGGAGCGCAGGACGUCGAGAUUCCAGAGCAUGCCGAUGAUGCGGAGGAUGAUGCCGUUGAUGCUGCCGAUGAUGAUGCUGCUGACGCUCCUGCCGAGGGCGCCACUGCUGAUGCUGCUGAUGCCGGUGACGCUGCUGUCGAGUGCGCCACUGCUGAUAGUGCUACUGAUGCUCCUGCUGUCGAGGGCGCCGCUGCCGAUGCCAAAGUGAUUGCCACUGGCAGCAGCGAGGACCAAGGCACAUUCGCCACUGAAGCCUAGACGCAGUAAUACUCCAACCCAUGUUGUCCGUUCCCUCCAUACGAUUCCAUGCUUGCUCUGUUUACAGCGUUCCCAAAAAUGAAAUGGGACACCCCCGUACACAACAUGAAGCGAGGCACUCAAUGUUUAUACUUGUUUGGAUGGAAGCACCCAUAUCCAUCGUUCAUAGCAACCCUCCUUG